Messenger RNA from Amoebophrya sp. A25, 196 nucleotides. NCBI's taxonomy places the organism in Eukaryota, Dinophyceae, Syndiniales, Amoebophryaceae. The record is from the annotation of a GenBank genome assembly.
GAACGACGAUCCAGAUUUUGAAGAUCAUUUUCAUAUCGCAUACCAGUUAUCACACGAAGUGUCGAUAGCCUGGCUGGCGAUGGAAGUACGGGAGUACUGGAUGCAACAGUAUAAGCUUGGCAUCCACGUCACUCCACAUGAGGAGUUUAACACCGCAGCACGGUACACGACCUACCCGAACGAUCAUAAAUCGAUC